Chinchilla lanigera (long-tailed chinchilla) is the source of this 1526-nucleotide messenger RNA. It is a transcript of the gene Dnal4, whose product is annotated as dynein, axonemal, light chain 4. NCBI's taxonomy places the organism in Eukaryota, Metazoa, Chordata, Mammalia, Rodentia, Chinchillidae. Bases 232 to 549 code for a protein of 105 amino acids. Gene Ontology annotation, cellular component: dynein complex. The record is from RefSeq and is a predicted model, not a curated record. Gene Ontology annotation, biological process: microtubule-based process. Gene Ontology annotation, molecular function: dynein light intermediate chain binding; dynein intermediate chain binding. The transcript is spliced from 4 exons.
GCUGGUUGCUAAGACACUCUUGUUUGCUCCUUGACAACCCUGGCGGGGGUGCUCUGGCUGUGGCCUCGGCUCCGGCCCCCGCGGGAGCAGCACCCCCUGGGGAAAGACAUUUUCUGCUCCCCCCCCCCCCGAGUUGGCAGGGCCCUCUUCCUGACUCUCCAAGGCGUCUCAGCUGCCAGUCCCAGCACCUCCUGAGAGACCCCCGCCUCCGGUGGUCACAGUGGAAGGAUCAUGGGAGAGACAGAAGGGAAGAAAGACGAGGCUGACUACAAGCGCCUGCAGACCUUCCCGCUGGUCAGGCACUCAGACAUGCCAGAGGAGAUGCGAGUGGAAACCAUGGAGCUGUGUGUCACAGCCUGUGAGAAAUUCUCCAACAACAACGAGAGCGCCGCCAAGAUGAUCAAGGAGACGAUGGACAAGAAGUUCGGCUCCUCGUGGCACGUGGUGAUCGGCGAAGGCUUUGGCUUUGAGAUCACGCACGAGGUGAAGAACCUGCUGUACCUGUACUUCGGCGGGACCCUGGCCGUGUGCGUCUGGAAGUGCUCCUGACACUCCGUCCCCGCAGGCCUGCUCCUGCCUCUCCUCCGGGAUGGGGAGCAGCCCCAGGCAGGUCCCGGCCUUUCCACGGAGAGUUUGGGGUCUUUUCUUUUGUCCUUGUGUGCCCGUUUCCUGAGCCAUGCCCAGUGUGUGAAUCUGUUGACAUCUCUACCCCCAGGCUCCCAGCCCUCUCCCUCUGAAUCCCAAGUGGUGGACAGGGCAGAGGCAGCUCUCUGUAGGGGUGGGGCGGGGACAUGUGACAGGGUAAAGGAGGUGGGGAGCAAGGAUUUUCCCCAGGACAUGCCAGGCCCGCCUUUCUCCGGGGCUGUUGUCCUUUAGCAUCCCGGGAGCCCCACUGCCCUUCUGUCCCCAGUACUGCUGAGAAGGUACCACUGUCCUAUGCUAGUGGCCAUACGGAAGUGGGCCCAAGAAGGAGCCUCUCCUCUCAAGGGACACAGGCAGCUUCUCCUUGUCCUCUGGGACACAGUGACCACCCCCAAAGCCCUCUCCCCAGCUUGAUCCUGGGCUGAGCAAGCAAACACCGCGUCUCGCGGGACCCGUCGCGCCACAGCCCGGGUUUGGCAUGAGGACCGAGCAGCCUUCCCCGCCCUCUCCUCCCUUCCCGCCCACCCUGGCGCGUGAACCAGGAGGAGCCUCGACGGCCGGAGGCCAAGCGCGCAUGCGCAGUUGAGAGCCAGGCGCUGGGACGCAGGCACUGCCCCCGCGCGUGCUCGAGACGUCACUGAGCUCCGGUGAGACACCGGCCAGGUGGGCUCUCGCCGCGGGCCGCUUCAGCAGGGAACCUGGCCUGCCAGUGACGUAUCAUCAGGGACCGCAUGCUGAUUUGUACUUCGUAUCUCUGCCGGGUUUUCUAGAUUCUUUUUGAGUGUGGGGAGAAGGGUUUUCGUAGAAGGGUGAAUCCUAUUUUACACAGCGGUCUUAUUUAUAUAAAUGUCUUGGUUUUUACAAUUAAAAUUACCAAAAACUGA